Messenger RNA from Doryrhamphus excisus (bluestripe pipefish), 2471 nucleotides. RefSeq names its product transcription factor binding to IGHM enhancer 3a (gene tfe3a). Gene Ontology annotation, cellular component: nucleus. The record is from RefSeq and is a predicted model, not a curated record. Gene Ontology annotation, biological process: regulation of transcription by RNA polymerase II. Gene Ontology annotation, molecular function: protein dimerization activity; RNA polymerase II cis-regulatory region sequence-specific DNA binding; DNA-binding transcription factor activity, RNA polymerase II-specific. Lineage: Eukaryota; Metazoa; Chordata; Actinopteri; Syngnathiformes; Syngnathidae.
CUCGUUUGUAUUUUCUUCACUUUUAAUUCAAUGGAAGACUGACGGGAUUGAUUUGUUAUCGUAUUUCUACGCUCGAAGAUGCAUGUGCGUGUUUGUGGCUGCUGGGAAAUCAGAAACGUCUCUGCGCUCCUCUUGCUGGCUGGCCACAAAACUGUCUGUUUGGAUCCUCGGAACCGUUGGAGAAAUGUCCUCCAUCGGUCCCGACCAGAAGACCAACGGGCUGGAGCCUGAGACGGGAGUCCUUCAGCCGCAGACCGUCUUCGUCAUCCUGGACGCGGCAGAAAGUCUUAAUGUGCUGCAGGUGGAGUCUGGCAUCGUGGCCGACAUUGAGGUGGAUGCUCUGCUGCCGUCCGACUGCGAUGCCUUCUACCAGAUCAAGAGCCAGCCCAUCGGCAUGAGUGGUUCCUCCAACGCCUGCUCGUCCUCAUCUUCGUCAUCGUCCGUGUCUGCGGCCAUGUCGUCCAGGGUUCUGCUGCGUCAGGAUCUGAUGCGUCAGCAGGCGCUGCAAGAAGAGCAGAAGGAAGCUCAGCAGCUCCCGCGCCUGCCUGCCUCCUCCACCCCAGUCUGUGUCAGCGUGUCCUCCAGCAGACCCCCGGCUCAGGUGCCAGUGGAGGUCCUGAAGGUGCAGACCCAUCUGGAGAACCCCACCAGGUACCACAUCCAGCAGGCACAGAAGCAGCAAGUCCGACAGUACCUCUCCUCCGCCAAUCGCAACACUUCGACACCUUUGCCAGGCGUGGGCCCCCAGCUUAGCCCCGCUCCCAACGGCUGCCACAAAGUGGAGAUGGAAGAGGCGGUUAUUGAUGACAUCAUCAGCUUGGAAUCCAGCCUCAAUGACGACUUCCUGACGCUGCUACACUCGCCUCAGCAGCUUGCUGCCACGCUGCCGGCGGCGGGAAACUUGCUGGACGUCUACGGGGACAGCGGCGGGAUGGCCGUAUCGACCGUUGCUGUUAGCAACAGCUGCCCUGCCGAGCUGCUCGCCGUCAAACAAGAGCCCAACGAAUUGGACACAAAAGCGCUGAUGAAGGAGCGACAGAAGAAGGACAAUCACAACUUGAUCGAGCGGCGAAGACGCUUCAACAUCAACGACCGCAUCAAAGAACUUGGAGCGCUCGUACCCAAAUCGCCCGACCCGGAUGCCAGGUGGAACAAAGGAAGCAUCCUGAAGGCGUCGGUGGAUUACAUCCGGAAACUUCAGAAGGAACAACAACGAGCACGCGGCAUGGAACAACGACACAAACAAAUGGAACUCACCAACCGGACUUUGAUGCUCAGGAUACAAGAGUUGGAGCUUCAAGCCCGCCUCCACGGCGUUUCUUCUUCUUCUUCUUCUUCUCUGGAUGGCGCCAUAAGUGACCCACAGACCUUCCUGUCUUCGACCAGCGGCGCUGCCUUGCCACAGUCUUCAAACUCAUAUAGCUUAGCCGAGCUUAGCGACGCUCACGAUCCUGCCCACAUCUUCUCUUCGGACCUGAUGAGCGACGUCGGGCUGAUGGCGCUUGAUGACCUCGGAGACAUGCUAGUGGAGGACGGCGGCGGCGGUGUGAUGUCACCGGCAGGCGGCGCCGAUCCAAUGCUGUCCUGUGGAGCAUCACGCUGCAGCAGCAGGAGAAGCAGCUUCAGCAUGGACGACGACCUUUGACCAAUACCUGAAACAACCUGUCUGUCGCCAUGGUAAUGUUUCAUCACCAUGAUAACCUCACGAUUACACUCAGUCACCGUGGUAACCGUCUCUACCGUCUUAAAAACAUCACCCUCUGGCAUCAUGGCAAUCAUAGCAUCCCUUUGUUGCCAUGGUAACAACUACAAAUAGACUCAAGAGGAAAAACCUGGAAACACAUUGUGAUGUCACAAUGUCUCACAAACUUUUAAAUGAAGUCAAGCAGCCAAUGACAGUCUACCAAUCACUGAAAGCUGCGACCUGAUUGGUCAAUAGAGUUCAGCGACACUAACCGCAAGCAUUCUUGUCUUCCUUUUUGCUUUUUAUCCAAUAGAAUAUUGUCCAUUUGUUUAUAUUUUUGUCUGCUGGUAAUCAUUUCUCUUCGGAGACACCUAGAUCUGUGAUGUCACAUUUUAGCUGUAGUAAGCGUCUCAGGUGAGCUUUACUUCAUCACUUUUAAAUGUUCACUGCUGGCAAAUCCCAGGAAAAAGAAGGGAAAUGUUAAGUUUUUAUUCUCACCAGCAGAGAGAGUCGAUAUUUUGUUAUUUUUACAUUUACAUUAGCUUACAACACUCGAGUGCAAGCAGUGAGCGCGGACGUUGUAAUGGAACAAAAGUAGCAUUAGCAUUAUCUAAUGCUAACUGCUAACGAACACAGCUUUAUCUUGCUAGUACUGAACAAAGUGUCGAUCGUAUUUGAAUUGCUGUGAUGUCGUUGCUUUUGUAACAGAUGUCAGUAUCACAUGGAGUGUGAUAUAUAUAUAUGGACACACAAACACUUGUAUAUAGAAAUAAAAAACUGUUUACAA